CAUGAUUACCGAGCACUUCAUUCAGACAGUUAAUGGCUUCGCAAUGGAUUUGACUGUUUCUUUCAUGUAAAACUAGUAUGCGUUAAAUCGGUAUCGUUCACCUACAAAGCUGGAUUUCAUCAAUAUCAAUGAUGUCUGCCUCUGCUGUUUUCGUGCUGGAUCUGAAAGGAAAGGUGCUGAUAUGCCGCAACUACAAGGGUGAUGUGGAUAUGGCUGAGAUCGACCACUUCCUACCUCUGCUCAUGCAGCAGGAGGAGGAGGGGCUUGUCUGUCCAGUUCUCACGCAUGGAAAUGUCCACUUCCUUUGGAUCAAGCACAGCAACCUCUACUUGGUGGCCACGACCAAUAAGAACUCAAAUGCCUCACUCGUGUAUGCCUUUCUGUAUAAACUAGUGGAGGUAUUCACAGAGUAUUUUAAGGAGCUGGAGGAGGAGAGCAUUCAGGAUAAUUUUGUGGUGGUGUAUGAGCUGCUGGAUGAACUCAUGGACUUCGGCUUCCCCCAGACCACUGACAGCAAGAUACUGCAGGAGUACAUUACUCAGGAAGGCAACAAACUGGAAGUUGCCAAGACCAAAGUGCCCACUACAGUCACAAAUGCUGUGUCCUGGAGGUCUGAGGGGAUCAAAUACAAGAAGAACGAGGUCUUCAUCGAUGUCAUUGAGUCAAUCAAUGUGUUGGUGAAUGCGAAUGGCAGUGUGAUGAGCAGUGACAUCGUUGGGAGCAUUAAGCUGAAGACCAUGCUGUCAGGAAUGCCUGAGCUACGACUGGGCCUCAAUGACCGCGUGCUCUUUGCCCUCACAGGACGGGACAAAGGGAAGACGGUGGCCAUGGAGGACGUGAAAUUCCACCAGUGCGUGCGCCUCUCCCGUUUCGAGAGCGACCGCACCAUCUCCUUCAUCCCCCCAGAUGGGGAGUCGGAGCUCAUGUCCUACCGCAUCAACACCCACGUGAAGCCCCUGAUCUGGAUUGAGUCGGUCAUUGAGAAGUUCUCUCACAGCAGAGUGGAGAUCAUGGUGAAGGCAAAGGGGCAGUUCAAAAAGCAGUCUGUGGCUAAUAAUGUGGAAGUCAGAGUGCCAGUACCCAGUGAUGCUGACUCACCCAAAUUCAAAACCAGCACGGGACAUGCCAAGUAUGUUCCAGAGAAGAACCUGGUGGUGUGGACAAUCAAGUCCUUCCCGGGUGGAAAGGAAUUCCUCAUGCGUGCCCAUUUCGGGCUCCCCAGUGUGGAGAAUGAUGAGGCGGAGGGCAAGCCACCAAUCACUGUCAGUUUUGAGAUCCCGUAUUUUACAGUUUCUGGGAUACAGGUACGAUACAUGAAGAUCAUUGAGAAGAGUGGCUACCAGGCCUUGCCCUGGGUCAGGUACAUCACACAGAGUGGAGAUUACCAGCUACGGACUAAUGCCUAGUCUGGUCCCUCCUCGAUCCCUUUGCAUACACACGUGCGGGUGGGGUCACAGAGCAACGAUCAAGUGACUCCUGCCUCUGCACAUAGGCAUGCACAAAAGUGUUCCAGAGACUAGGUGCUGUAAUUCAGUGGGGCUGUUUUUUUUGUUUUUAGAUUUCCCUUUCAACUGUAAUUACUGUGCUUGAAUUGAAA
Molecule: messenger RNA, 1597 nt
Organism: Megalops cyprinoides (Indo-Pacific tarpon)
Lineage: Eukaryota; Metazoa; Chordata; Actinopteri; Elopiformes; Megalopidae
Gene: ap1m2
Product: adaptor related protein complex 1 subunit mu 2
Exons: 12
Coding region: 129-1406 (425 amino acids)
Biological process (GO): vesicle-mediated transport; intracellular protein transport
Cellular component (GO): clathrin adaptor complex; clathrin-coated vesicle
Molecular function (GO): clathrin-cargo adaptor activity
Source: RefSeq, a predicted model, not a curated record